UCCUGGUGAAAUCAUGGACGCUGAUGAUGACUUGGAUCUGUUGGCCUCCCUCCUGGAAGAAAGUGAGGCAGCUGAUCAGGGAAAUUCUCCUGAGGAGGACGAUGCUCCAGAGGAUGAGGGGGGAGAACCAGAUGAAUAUGAUGAGCUCUUUGAUGCAGAAGAUGAUGCUUCCUACACUGAGGAGGUUGAUGCUGAGGACAGCGUGAUUGAUGAGCAGAAGGAGAACCUGGCUGCACUGUUUGGAGAUGUAGAUGACCUGCUGGAAGAGGAGGAGGCAGAGGAAACUGUCCCUACUUCAGCCUCCAGUCAGGCAAAAGAGAAGACCAACCAAGAACUGCAAGCUGAGCUGAGAAAAUUGCAAGAACAGAUGAAGACAUUACAGGAGCAGUUGCAAAAGACUGCUAUUGGGCAGCAAUCCAGUUCAGGCCCUGAGAAGAAAACCCCUGGUAAAUCUCCGUGUCUACCCUUAAAGGAAAGGAAAGUUCAGAAGCUGCAAGAGUCACCAUGUUUCUCAGCUCAGCUGGGCAAUCCUUUACCACCAGCCAAGCGAGGAAUCCAGAAAUCAAAAGCAUCCUCAGCAGAGAACAAGACUCCUCCUCCACAGCAAGUCCUCAGUCUGGCGUUCCAGCCUCUCAAGUCUGCCACAGGGAACACACCCAGUAAGGUGGCCAGAGAGAAGACUCCUCACAUGCCUACAUGCUCCAGUGCAACAACUCAGCCAGUGUCUGUGGAAACCUUCUCGGGACUGAGAUUAAGAAAACCCCGGGUUUCAUCGGCUGAAAUGGACAGGAAAAUGGCUAACCGGAAGCUCUUCCGACUGUCCCAGCUGAAGAGCAAACUUGCCGCAGCAAAUCUGGAGGAAAUAGACUGGGUAACAUUUGGAGUCAUAGUGAAGAAGAUCACUCCUCAGAGCGCAAAUAAUGGCAGAACCUUCAGCAUCUGGCGGCUGAAUGACCUACGGGAUCUCAAUCAGUGUGUCUCACUCUUCUUGUUUGGUGAUGUCCACAAAGAGCACUGGAAGACAGACCAAGGCACAGUCAUCGGGCUGCUCAAUGCUAAUCCUAUGAAACCUAAAGAAGGCUCAGAUGAGGUGUGUUUGUCUGUUGACCAUCCCCAGAAGAUCCUCCUCAUGGGUGAAGCUAUGGACAUGGGCACCUGCAAAGCUAGGAAGAAGAACGGUGAUCCUUGUGCACAGAUUGUGAACCUGAACGACUGUGAAUAUUGUCAGUAUCACAUACAAUCCCAGUACAAGAAGCUCAGCUCGAAGCGGGCAGAUCUGCAGUCCACCUUCUCUGGUGGCCGCAUUCCCAAAAAAGUUGGUCGGAAAAAUCCCAGUUUGAAGGAGAGGCUGUGUCAGGAUGGGUUUUACUAUGGAGGUGUCUCUUCAGCAGCAUAUGCAGCCUCAGUUGCAGCAGCUGCAGUGCCGAAAAGGAAGAUUCAAACCACUCUCUCCAAUCUGGUUGUGAGAGGAGUUGAUGCAAUUGUCCAGGAAACCAGGCAGAAAAUUGGUGCAGCAAAGAGAUCCAUGCAAUGUUCUGAGGAAUUCAAGGAACUGCUGGCACAGCCAACUUUUGGAGCACGAAACCUCUGCAAACACUGGACCAAAGCAGGUAUUGUCCUUUUGCCUGAAGGAAAACCCACUCCUGAAAUCAAGUCUGUCUCUGCUUCAGCACUGCUCAAGCAACAGAAACAGAAAUUGCUGGAGGCCAGAAAAAAGCGAUCUGAAGAGAUUCAGAGGCGGUUUCUCCAGAACACAAGUAAAGUUGGCAGCCCUGCUCUCCCAUCCUCCUCCAGACAGUCCUCGCUCCAUUCCCCAAUGCCUGGGGCAGAGUUUCCCAAAGCUGCAAAAAUGUCAACUCCUCAAAGGCCCAGGCUAGGCACAGGCUUCUCAGAAGGAGAAGAUAUCCUCUUCUUUGAUGGGUCUCCACCUCCAACACCAAAGCUAGGCAGCUUGGCAGAAGCCAAAAAGCUGGCUGCGAUACACCGACUACGAGCAAAAGGCCAGAUUCUUGCCAAAACUGACCCAAACAGUGUCAAGAGGAAAAGAGCUGAUGUUGACGAUGUCCUAGAAAUUGUUGAAAGAGUUGAGAAAAAUGUUGCUCAGGCACAAGAUAUGGAUGAACUGGAGCCUGCCCAAAAGAAACGGCGUGAGCAGCUGGCCUAUCUGGAGUCAGAAGAGUUCCAGAAAAUCCUGAAUGCCAAGUCCAAGCACACAGAUCUCCUGAAAGAGGCUGAGGCUGAACUGCAGGAGCAAUACUUUCAGCCCCUGGUGAAAAAGGAAGAAAUGGAAGAGAAGAUGAGGAGCAUUAAAGAAGUGAAAUGUCGAGUUGUGACCUGUAAAACGUGUAAUUACACCUAUUUCAAGCCUCUGGAGACGUGUGUGCAGGAUAACCACGACUACCACUGGCAUGAUGCCAUCAAGCGAUUUUUCAAAUGUCCUUGUGGAAGCCGAGCUAUUUCCCUUGACAGGCUCCCAAAAAAGCCUUGCAGUACCUGUGGCCUCUUCAAGUGGGAGCGAGAUGGGAUGCUAAAGGAGAAAAAAGGUCCGAAGAUUGGUGGAGAAACACUUUUACCACGAGGGGAGGAACAACCAAAAUUUCUCAAUAGUCUUAAGUGACUUGGAGUUGAUUUUUUUCACAACAUAAGGAUGGAUUUCUGUGUCUAAAACACACAUUUCUUUAAUGGAAUGCCAAGAGGAUUCUGGUUUUAGGGAUGAAUGAGCAGGGGAAUCAGUUCCUGAUGAGAAGGACAUCCACAAAGUCUCCACCAGGC
Molecule: messenger RNA, 2772 nt
Organism: Gavia stellata (red-throated loon)
Lineage: Eukaryota; Metazoa; Chordata; Aves; Gaviiformes; Gaviidae
Gene: MCM10
Product: minichromosome maintenance 10 replication initiation factor
Exons: 19
Coding region: 14-2617 (867 amino acids)
Biological process (GO): DNA replication initiation; DNA replication
Cellular component (GO): replication fork protection complex; nucleus
Molecular function (GO): DNA replication origin binding; single-stranded DNA binding
Source: RefSeq, a predicted model, not a curated record